AUGUUUCAACCCGAUGAGGUGAUUUCUCUCCCUCAUCUACCUCGGGUUGAUAAAAGAUGGAGCUCUUUAUUACGAGCAUUCAAUAUUCAUGGAACGUCAAUUUCUGGUGUGAGGAAAGUAAAUUUCUCUGCAGAUGCUAAGCUGGCAGCUGUGAUCUACCAUGAUGAGAUGGAGAUCUGGGAUGUGGAAUCUGAAACAUCUCGUCACCACUUUUGGAAUCACGUCGUUAGUCAGUUCAUGGAAUUCUCACCUGACAAUAGCAAGCUGGCAGCGUCCAUCUCAUAUUAUUGGGAUGAGGAUGGUAAUGAUACAGGUCAUGCGGUUCAAUUAUGGGAUACAUCCACAGGCAUCCUAGAGUAUGAGCUCGAAGGUCUGCCGAUGAACAAUCAGGUAUUUUUCUCACCAAAUGGCAUGCUACUAGCCUCGAUCAGUUUACAUGGCUAUAACUUGUGGGAUGUGACAUCAGGCUCCCUCCUACAUUCUUUUAGAUCUGUGAACAUUGGAGACCAUCAUGAAAGAGAAUUUUCAAAUCUUCUUUCUUUUUCCUCCAACAAUGAACUGAUAGCCUAUUCCUCAGGCAACCAAGUAUUUUACAUCGACGCAAUCUCAGGAAAUCCCAAAUUUACCCUCUUGGGUCACACCCAGGAGGUCUGUGAUGUUGCCUUCUCUCAUGCUGGAAAGCUCAUCGCAUCAGCAUCUCAAGACGAAAUAAUCAAUUUGUGGAAUUCCAGCACAGGGAUUCUGCAGCACACAUUCAAAUAUUCUGAUGAACAUACCGAGUCGAAUGAAAAUGCUAUCCACAAUAAACACAGCCCGAAUGAAAAGGCUAUCCACAGUCUCGCAUUCUCACCAAAUGAUAGCAUUGUAGCCUCAAGCUCCGGGGUCACGGUGAAAGUUUGGGACACAAUAGAAGGCAACCUGCAAUAUACCUUAUCAAUGGUGGAAUCAAAUGCUAGAGCUGUGGCCUUCUCACCCGACGGGAGGCUGUCAGCGGUACAACUAUAG
This is a messenger RNA of Penicillium malachiteum, 1005 nucleotides long. RefSeq names its product WD40 repeat domain-containing protein. The coding region runs from base 1 to 1005 and encodes 334 amino acids. The transcript has a single exon. The record is from RefSeq and is a predicted model, not a curated record. Gene Ontology annotation, molecular function: protein binding. Lineage: Eukaryota; Fungi; Ascomycota; Eurotiomycetes; Eurotiales; Aspergillaceae.